Messenger RNA from Lates calcarifer (barramundi perch), 2242 nucleotides. Its product is annotated as GTPase IMAP family member 9-like. The record is from RefSeq and is a predicted model, not a curated record. Gene Ontology annotation, molecular function: GTP binding. The transcript has 2 exons. Lineage: Eukaryota; Metazoa; Chordata; Actinopteri; Centropomidae. The coding region runs from base 143 to 1270 and encodes 375 amino acids.
CUAUUUGAGGGUGUGGUUUGGUGCAUAUGGCCAUGUUAAAAGGAGAGAUGCAGCACACACACUAACACUUCAGCUCUUCACUCUUUACUUCAGCUGCAGUGUCUCCUCUGCACCCUUAAACAGCAAGUCUUACAACCCAAGCAUGGCCAGCAACUACGGAUUUAGCAUAGCAAACAAUGAGGAGCUGAGGAUAGUCAUGGUGGGGAAGACUGGAAUUGGGAAGAGUGCCACUGGAAACACUAUUCUGGGCCGACAGUGUUUUGAAUCAAAGUUCAGCCCUAACUCUAUGACUAUAGACUGUUCUAAGGGUAAAGCUACAGUAGGUGGACAACAGGUUGCUGUCAUUGACACCCCAGGCCUGUUUGACACCAGGUUUGGCAUGGAUAAAACAGCUAAAGAUAUAUGCCAGUGUAUCUCUUAUGCUGCUCCUGGACCCCAUGUCUUCCUGGUUGUCAUCAGACUGGGCAGGUACACUGAUGAGGAAAAGCAGACGGUGCAAAGGAUUCAAGAAAUCUUUGGCCAGGCAGCAGACAGAUACAGCAUGGUUCUCUUUACUCAUGGUGACCUGCUUGAAGACAUCGCUAUUGAAGAAUUCUUGGAUGGAUGCCCAGACCUUCAAGAACUUGUGGGUAGAUGUAACGGCCAGUACCAUGUCUUCAAUAAUAAGAUGAAGGAUCACUCUCAGGUCAGUGAGCUGCUCCAGAAGAUCAGAAACGUAGUCCAGAGGAAUGGAGGAAGCCACUACACCAAUGAGAUGUUCCAAGAGGCCGAGAGAGCAAUCGAAGAAGAGAAACAACGCAUCCUGAAAGAGAAAGAAGAGCAAAUACGAAAAGAAAAAGAGGAACUGGAGAGGAAACUUCAACAAAAAUAUGAAAAUCAGAUGAGGAAAAUCAAUGCACAGUUCCAGGCUGAGAGAGCGAGGGAGAGGAAAGAGAGAGAGGAGGAGAGGAUGAGGGAGAGGCAGGAGAUGAAUGAGGAGAGAAGGAGGGAGAGGGAGGAGAGAGAAGCAGAGAGAAAGAGAGAGCGAGAGGAGAAAGAAAAGGAGAUGACAAGCAUGCUGAAUACAAUAAAGGAACAACAUGACAGAGAACUGAGACAGGAAAGACAAAAUUUGCAGUCCAGGCAUGAAAAUACAGCCAGAGAGGAAGCUGAGGAUUUUAAUCCAUUGUUUCCUCUGGUAGUAGUUGGUGAAGCAGUAGUUGAUGCUGGUAAAAAGAUAGUUAGAGAAGUUAAACAAUUGGGAAAAAUAAUUGGAAAAUGGUUCAAAUGAGUGUCCAAAUCCAGGCAUUUCAAACACAGAGGAGUCCUCCAGAAGCUCCCACAACAUAAAAAACAUUUUUUUUUUUCAAAAGUUUAAUCCACUAUAAUCAAUUUCUUUUUUUUCAUUAUCUAAGUGAAGGUUAGUAGGUAGGUUAGUAAUGCUGUGUCACUCAUGUCAUUGUCUCACAUUGCCAUCUAGUGGUCAGUUUCAAUAUAGCAUAACUCUAAGCUAUGUUUUACAUUAAAUUACUUUUGCUGUAUUUUGUUUUGUUAUGUUUUAACAUUUUUCUCUAAUAACUACUGCAUUGUUGUUUGUGGACUAAUAGUCAUCUGUGAUUAAAAACAAAUUAUCAUUGUCCUCUGAUUUGUGACUGAUUUUUUUUCUGACUGUUUUUUUUUUUUUUUUUUUUAAUCUGUUGUCAUUUCUUCUGUUUUGCUUCUGGUCAGACUAACUAAUUGAUGCUGCUAAAUCAGGACAACAGUAACAACAACAUGUGUAAUGUUGUUACUUUUAAUUUCUUGAAGACAUUUCACCUCUCAUCAGAAAGGGUUAACCUCUUCUAAAAGUUGGUUGGGAAGGCCCAAGUAUUGGUGGGGUCACUUAUAUACAAAUUCUUUCUAACCACAAAUGUGGUUUUUUUUUAAUCAGGAAAAUGUUACUCCCAAUCAACAGUGUACUCAUGAAAGGGCAAAAGUUAGAUUAGAUUAAUUUUUAAAACAUAAUUGUCACAGUGUAAAAUAUAAUCAAAGCCAACAUUAUAUAAAAAUGACCCCUUGUCUGCAGAAUCUUUGCCAUUAAUUAGAAGGAUCCUAACCAGUUUACAGCGAAACAAUGGCUUUCAGAACACCAAAUUAUUUCUAUUUCUUCUGUUCCACUUAAAAAUUCAACAGGUUGCCAUUUGUGCUCUAAUACUGCCAUCUAGUGGGCAAUUAUAGGAGAACACACCACAUAAAAUAAAUAAAUACUGUAUAUCAACUAUGA